AUGCUCCUCUUACACACGAGGACUUUCCAGCUUCGUGGCUUCGAGGGCCGCGACAUUCCGAAAUAUGCGAUCCUCUCACACACGUGGGGCGAUGAUGAAAUCUUGUUCCAAGAUCUCAGUGAGCCGCAGUCUCCCACCUGGCGGCAGAAACAGGCAUUCGGCAAGGUUGCUGGAAGCUGCCGCAAAGCUUCCGAUCAUGGUUAUGAUUGGAUUUGGAUUGACACUUGCUGCAUCGACAAGAGCAGCAGUGCUGAGCUCUCGGAAGCCAUCAACUCUAUGUUCAGAUACUACAAAGACUCGGCGGAAUGUUAUGUCUACAUGGCCGAUCUGGAACCUGGCAGAAAGCUGCAUUCCGGGAAUCGCUGGUUUACUCGGGGCUGGACGCUGCAGGAACUCAUAGCGCCUUCGGAUGUUAGAUUCUACAACUCCAGCUGGGGCUAUAUUGGUAAUAAGCUCUGUCUUUCGGAAGACCUGGCGUUCAUCACUGUGCCCAUACAAGAUGUCCUUGCCUCGACAAGUACCGCAAGAAUCAUGUCGUGGGCUUCUAAGCGAGAAACUAAGAAGGAGGAGGACAUUGCGUACAGCCUUAUAGGAUUGUUCGAUGUGAAUAUACCAUUACUUUACGGCGAAGGAUCCAAGGCCUUUAUUCGCUUACAGCAUGAAAUCGUCCGGAAAAGAAAGGACCAAUCUAUACUCGCAUGGCGAAACCCACUCGUCCAGUUGCCGCCGUAUCGGGACUUUUGGAAUAACUCUAGGGAAAUAUCACCUCUGGCGCCUUCUCCCGGCAUGGAAACCGCAGCCCCAAGUACGACAUCGACUGGCGCAACUGUAAGGAGUCCAAUUAUGUCCUGUUUCGUGAGAAUAUUGCGUCGCCGCUGGAGAUAG
Molecule: messenger RNA, 885 nt
Organism: Truncatella angustata
Lineage: Eukaryota; Fungi; Ascomycota; Sordariomycetes; Amphisphaeriales; Sporocadaceae
Product: heterokaryon incompatibility protein-domain-containing protein
Exons: 4
Coding region: 1-885 (294 amino acids)
Source: RefSeq, a predicted model, not a curated record